AUGGCUUUGCGACAGAGCAUAGCUCCUGAUUGUCCGAACUUGGAUAACGGAGACAUUUAUACACAAUCAGAGUUCCUAUCGCGAUUGGCUAACCAGUGCCGGUAUGAUCGGUUGCUGCUACCAACAUACCAGACCGGUGAAGUCGUCUACGUGCACGCAAGCGCUUACGUGUACUUCAUACAGCCUGCUGAAGCCCACGAUUUGAAUUUCAAACUACAUUUCCUCCUUCAACUUCGAUGGACCGACCCAAGAUUGGCAUAUACUUUGUAUUCACCUGAGAGAUCUAAAAUUAUCGGUGAGAGUGAUUUAAGGGAACGAAUUUGGGUUCCUCACCUUUAUAUGUCCAACGAGCAGUCCUCGAGCCUGAUGGGCACCGAUAGCAAAGAUGUCCUGAUAUCCAUAGCACCGGAUGGCGAGGUGCUUUUCAGUCGCAGAAUGCAGGCUGUACUGUACUGUUGGAUGAACUUACAGAAAUUCCCUUUUGACGAUCAAACCUGUGCUAUGAACUUAGAAAGUUGGAAAUACAACGCAUCUAUCUUACGAUUAAUGUGGGAAAAGGACAACCCAGUGAGAUUAUCUUCGGAGUUACAUCUCACAGAGUAUUCGCUCCUCGAUUACUGGACAAAUGAAUCUGUUGUACGUGGAGAUAUAGUCAAUAUGAGACUUGGCGGUAGAUCUGGCAAUUACAGUGCCCUGAAAUUUACCUUCAAGCUGGGUCGCGAAGUGGGUUACUAUCUUAUGGAUUACUUCAUUCCAUCUAUGAUGAUAGUGGCUAUGUCAUGGGUGACAUUCUGGUUACAAGCUGAUGCUGCUGCACCUAGAAUUACUUUAGGAGCAAGUACUAUGUUGUCAUUCAUCACCCUGGCAUCUUCACAAGCGAAAACCCUACCAAAGGUCUCUUACAUCAAAGCUAGUGAGAUUUGGUUCUUGGGGUGCAUAGGAUUUAUCUUUUCAGCUCUCAUCGAGUUUGCCUUUGUCAACACGAUAUGGCGUAGGAAGAAGGCAGUAAGCUUGAAGAAAGUAAACAGUAAGUACAUAUUGAAGAGCACAUUGACACCGCGACUGGUGCGUAAAGAGUUCCAGAAGGAAUUGCAAUCGUCGCCGCAACUCUCUAAAUCGCGAUCUUGCACAUCUCUCAACCGAGAGACUAGUACAGAUCCUGCAGGCCCUGGAUACAACAAUUAUCUGACAGUACAUAGCUUCCCAUCUGCAGUCAACUUACCAACGAUCACGACUCAGAGCUUCGACGAUUUAAUAGGAACAGCGGGUAAACCAGGUCAAGGACGCGGUAGUGUGACAUCUGGCGAAGAGCUACCAAAGCAUACGUGGACCACCAUGACCCCGCAAGAAAUUGCCAUUUGGAUCGACAAACGCUCCCGAAUACUGUUCCCGAUACUCUUCGUGUUUUUCAACAUCAUCUAUUGGACAUUCGUGUACUGUCUAUAA
Messenger RNA from Arctia plantaginis, 1446 nucleotides. NCBI's taxonomy places the organism in Eukaryota, Metazoa, Arthropoda, Insecta, Lepidoptera, Erebidae. The record is from the annotation of a GenBank genome assembly.